GCAAGCUCAGUGGGGCAGCAGUCUCCACUCGGGGGCGCUACAUGACUGCGGAAGAAAAAAUCAAAGUUGGCCCUGGUGAUCGUCCUCUGUAUUUGCACGUCCAAGGGCAGACGAGAGAAUUGGUGGACCGAGCUGUCAACCGGAUCAAAGAAAUCAUCACCAACGGCGUCGUCAAAGCCGCCACGGGGUCCAGCCCCACCUUCAACGGGGCCACGGUGACCGUCUACCACCAGCCCGCCCCCAUUACUCCGUUGCCCCCAGCCGUGGGGCAAAAGACACCCUUCCAGUCUGGCGGAAUGCAUUACGUCCAGGAUAAGCUGUUUGUGGGCUUGGAACACGCCGUGCCCACCUUCAGCAUCAAGGACAAGGUGGAAGGGCCCGGCUGCUCGUACCUGCAGCACAUCCAGAUAGAAACGGGGGCGAAGGUGUUCCUUCGGGGGAAGGGCUCUGGCUGCAUCGAACCCGCGUCUGGCCGCGAAGCCUUUGAACCCAUGUACAUAUACAUCAGCCACCCCAAGCCAGAAGGCCUGGCAGCAGCCAAAAAGCUUUGUGAAAACUUACUACAGACCGUCCACGCCGAAUACUCGCGGUUUGUGAACCAGAUCACCACUUCGAUGCCCUUAUCAGGAUUCACGCAACCGGCAACCAUCGCAACCGUUCCCCCCCAGCCGCCGUACUACCCCCCCAAUGGCUUCCAGGCGAGCUACCCCAUGGCUCCACCCCCUCAGCAGCCUGGCCAGCCUCCUUACGUGAUGCCGGGCAUUGGACCCCCGGCCGUUCCCAUGGCGCCCGGGGUCCUGGCCCUCCCCACCAGCGUCCCACCCGUGCCCACCCAAUACCCAAUUACGCAAGUCCAGCCCGCUGCCACCACCAGCCAGACCCCGCUAGCCAAUCCUUUCUUGCCUGCUGCUCCUGGGAAGAACCCCCUGCCGAGCGGGACGCAGCCCCCAGUGCAGCCCCUGCCUCAGCCGGGUCAAAAGCGGCGAUUCACCGAGGAGCUUCCCGACGAACACGAAUCCGGAUUGUUGGGCUAUCAGCAUGGACCCAUUCAUAUGACUAAUUUAGGUACAGGAUUCUGCAUCCCGACGGAAAUGGAAGGAACAGGCCCGAAGCCAGGAGGUUCCUCAGGAAAGGAGAGAGAGAGGGACAG
This is a messenger RNA of Pseudonaja textilis, 1150 nucleotides long. The record is from RefSeq and is a predicted model, not a curated record. Lineage: Eukaryota; Metazoa; Chordata; Lepidosauria; Squamata; Elapidae.